Molecule: messenger RNA, 5615 nt
Organism: Mercenaria mercenaria
Lineage: Eukaryota; Metazoa; Mollusca; Bivalvia; Venerida; Veneridae
Product: contactin-like
Exons: 27
Coding region: 347-4054 (1235 amino acids)
Biological process (GO): cell-cell adhesion
Molecular function (GO): protein binding
Source: RefSeq, a predicted model, not a curated record
CGACACAAAACUUUUGUUAUAAUAACAGUGUAAGCGAAAUUUUAGGAUAGGAAUUACAAAAUACUAAUAUCUGGACGACUUCAACUAUCAAUAUCUACUUAAUGUUUUUUCCGGUUUUUGUUCCAAAAAGCUUAAGUGUCAAGAUGCAGACAUCGAUCUUGAUUUAGUAUAGCUUAUAGCCGAGGCAAUAAUAAAACCGGCUUAAGAAUGUGCACAAGUGUCACGUGACAAUUGUUUAUUGAUCAUUGACUGCUGUAAACGCUGUUUGAGAUAUGGAAGUUUAGUUUGAAGUGGUUAUAAAUGUGUGAAAAAAACCGAUCACGAAUUUUUACAUGGCGGUUCUAGGAUGUGGACGUUAUGGCUUUUGUUCUCUUGGAUAGUUAUUUCUGUGGAAGGACAAUCACAAACAUGCCCGGUCACGUGGCAAACCUACCAGCAAACAUGCUACCUGUUCUAUAUGGCGGAGCCACUUGAUUAUAUAGGGGCCGUGGAACAUUGCCAUUCGUAUGGUUCCUCAGUAGUGUCUGUAAAUAGCCAGGGUGAACACAAUUUUAUAAUACAACAGCUGAGAAUUUACAACGCCGCUGGGUACGAAUGGUACACGAGUGGUACAUCCGGUGUUGCCAGUAACCACGUGGAGUGGGAUGGAGAUGGUUCAAUAGCUGUGGAGGAAUGGUGGUUUAGUGAAGAGGACAGACUUCUAACAUAUCCAAGAAUCGUAUAUAAAACAGAUAGUGUUGUUUAUGGUUGGAGUAGAGUGCCGUCAGUUACAAAGCUUCCAUUUGUCUGUGAAAUAUCUCAGAUCGAGGCUUACAGGAUUUCUCAAGAUGACAGAGACUUCACUUAUGGUACAAAUUUUACCGAUAUUAACCUUGCACCUAGAGGACCGAGAUUUAUUAUCCAACCAGAAAACUUGGUUGUCGUUGAGGAGGAUUCCAGGUCUGAUACAGAUGGUGAAAGUUUUACAAUAUCCCUUGCUUGUAUGGCGGAGGGCAAUCCUAUGCCUACUUACAGUAUCAGACAUACAUACGGCAACGGAACUGUUGUCGAUAUCACAACAGACAUGGACACAAGAUACACCCUCAUCGGUGGUCGGCUGGUAAUCGAGGAUCCUACAGAAACUAAAGACGCUGGGAUAUAUCAGUGUUUGGCAUCAAAUAUAUUCGGAACAAUAUACAGUGAAGUGGCAAAUAUCACAUUUGGAGUACUCGAGCAUUUCAGUAACGUACAGCGGGCACCUGUUGUUGCCAUGGAGUAUCAAAGUGCAGCUAUUGAAUGCUCUCCGCCACCUUAUAAGCCCGCGGUAUCGUACCAGUGGUAUCGCGGACAGAUUGCUGAUUUCGUACGCCCAGAUCUCAAUCCAUACAUCUUCAUCUCCAGUAACGGAAAACUUUAUUUCUCCGAGGUCACCAAGAACGACGAGGCGGACUACCGGUGUAUUGUAAAGCUCACUUCCGGUUCGGAUGCCAUGAGUACAUAUCAGCCUCCAAGCCGGAUAAGUCUUCCAAUACCACUACAGAUUAAUCACCAAGUUCCGGCGACUUGGGGUCCUGAAAUUGCCGACGGAUUUAUAGCCUCGUUUCCAAAUAAACCGUUACGCGGAAACACCGUGAAGCUGGAAUGUCUUGCAUAUGGCACGCUUCCAUUUACAUACUCGUGGUCAAGGAAAGACUAUCCACUACCUUCCAAAACGACCCUCAGUGACCAUAAUAGAAUAUUAGAAAUAGUCGAUGUCCAGAUCGAGGAUGCGGGGACAUAUUACUGCACGGUUGUGAGAGACACUGGGGCUCGUGUUCAAGCAGUUCAUAACCUUGUUAUUGAAACGCGACCUUACUUCCGGUUCCCUCUGCCUGACCAGCACGCAGAUAUAAAUAGUCAACUGACCUGGAGAUGUGAGGCCAAUACUAUACCAUUGGGUGUUUAUAUUUGGUAUAAAAAUGGUGAACUUUUACACUCAGUACCUGGAGAUAUAGAAAUAAAAAGAAAUGUUAUUACAAUACAGAGUUUAGAUCCAAUGCGUCAUGACGGAAUGUACCAGUGCGUUUGUCUGAAUACCCAUGGUUACUCAUUUAGUUCAGCACAGCUACGUGUUCUAGCAUUCAAACCAUCUUUUGCCAAACGACCGCGGAAAACAAGCCAGACAGCAGCUAUUGGUGGUCACGUGACACUGGACUGUUCACCGGAAGCUGCUCCUUCCCCGGAAUACACGUGGAACAGAAAUGGCGCCAAUGUUAACCCUCCUCCUGAUGACGGUGUUUCACGUGUCAGACUUCUAGCAGACGGCAGUCUAUAUAUAGGUCAGGUGGAUGCCAGUGAUGCCGGAACAUAUUGCUGCAUAGCAACAAAUAGUUACGGCUCGGAUUCCAGCUGUGGCGAGCUUAAAGUAGUUUCAAACACCGUCAUCACGCUGCCACCGCAGAACACUAUUGGUAGGAUAAACGUGACGUCAGUUCUGCUCUGCGACGCAUCAUUUCCUGGAAAUGUUGACAACAUAUUCAUAUGGCGUUUCAACGGACGUGAACUCAACCUAAAUAACAACGCACAUUUAACACUUGGAACAACACAAUAUCCAGGUGCUUUAUAUGUGAGAUCGGCUCGCUACGAACACACUGGCAUCUACACGUGCGUUGCUAAGACAACGUAUGAUUCUGUGAAUGUAUCAGCCUCAUUCACUGUUGAAGGACCGCCUGGGCCUCCAGCUGGUGUUAGACUGGACAGGAACACAAUAACGUCAACAUCUGCUGUGGUAAUCUGGACAGAGGGCGAGACCCACGGGCGCCCGACAGAGUUCCAUAACAUUGAAGCAUGCACUGAGUAUAACACAACUUGGGUGCCUAUCUAUACAUAUAUACCUUAUACAGUAUCACAGAUUACUGGAACACAGAAGCACACUGUAAAUGUUGAAGAUUUAAAAUCCGGUAAUGGUUAUUUCUUCAGAGUAAGAGCUGUGAAUGCUCUUGGUGUUGGUGAGGCCAGCAGAAGUUCAGCUGUAUAUAGAAUACCUGGUGCAGCACCAUCAAAAUACCCGGAUGAUAUAGGAGGAGGUGGAGGAACUGUAGGGAUUCUCACCAUCACAUGGACUCCUCUACCACCGGAAGACCAAGGUGGUUCUGGGAUAGGCUAUGUUGUAUAUUGGAGACUGGCGAACACAACUACCAAAUUUAUGGAAGCAACUGUGACAGAAAACGUUGGACAGUUUGCGACAACGGUUGGCUCAGAGUACUUUUAUAUGUUAUAUGAAGUAAAGGUAUCUGCCUUCAAUGAAUUCGGACCUGGACCUGUGUCGCCUGGAGGAGUUUAUAUAUACUCAGCAGAAGAAAUGCCUAUAGGAGUGGCAAGGAAUGUGUAUGCGUGGCCAUACAACAGCACAGCUCUAGAGGUCUCGUGGGAUGUAAUACCAAACGACAGAGAACAUAUGAGGGGAAAACUUCUUGGAUAUCAAGUGAACUACCAACUGCGUUUUGUGGAAGGUGCGUCACUUGAUGCUAUAAGCUGGCGAGGGGAGACAUCUAGCGGUAUAGUGAUAGGCUUAGACACGUACACUUGGUAUACAGUUGAUGUUCAGCUACUAACAAAUGCGGGAAUGGGUCCUAGGGGCGAAGUUUAUCAUGCACAUACACACAAACAAGCACCAAUCUUAUAUCCUACUGAAAUCCAUAUAUACUCUCAUACUGCGGAGAGUGUAAGAAUAGAAUGGAGGGGAGUCAGCACUACAAGUGUGGAAGAAAAUCUAGAGGGUUACAAGGUCCGCUACUGGCCAACAACAGAUGAUGUACGAUCUGCAAAAGAUGUUGUAACAGAUAGAAUAGAAACUGAAGCUGUUAUAUAUGGAAUACAAAAAGACAUAGUUUAUGAAUGCAGGGUUUUAGGCUUCAGUCGUGGAGGGGACGGAAAACACAGCUCUUCUGUUUAUUUUACUUUAGGUGGGCUGGUAGCGUUUGAUCCGUCAUCAUCGGAGAUUUUAGCAUCAGCAAAUAGCUUUCAUCCAUCAUACGUCACGUGCAUCUUAUCACUCGUUUUUGUUUCUUUUAUAAAUACAUGUACAUUUUUCUGACAACUUUAUGUGUAAUUAUUUCGUAAUACGAUAUAUAUGCAAUUCCCAAAUAUUAUGUAUUCUGUUAUCUACCACAUGUUUUGUUUCAUUCAUCAGUGAAUGCAAAUUGUGCAUUGGUUAUAAUACUACUAGUACUGAGACAAGUAGACAUUUGUUUGAACAUUGUGUAUUCAAAAUUAUGUAAACUAGCUUCUAGAUUAAGAUAUAUUUUUGAGUGCUUUUUAUUUUUUCAGUUCGUUUGAACCGGUCUAUAUUCUGUAUCGUCUCUUUUAUUUAUCAUAUGAUAAAUUUACAAUCGCUCCUUUGAGAAAAUAGACAGAAUAGACUGACGUUAAAUUUACAUUAAAUCCAAAUGCAAUCUUCUUUUUUGAGAUGUUUUAUUUUCAGGCUGCUAGUCCACAAACUAUGGAGUAAUGUUUGUGACAUCAAUUUAAGAUAAUUGACCACUAAUAACAAUUGGCAAUAUCAGUGCGAUUACAAUAAUCUCGCAUGCUUAUUCGGCAUCUUUCGGCCAUAACUGAAACUUGCUUUUUCAUAACUGUCGGAGAAUGCCAAAACCACUUCGGAGAAUACGUAAUCGGACGGAAAAUACCGAUUGCAAUUUCGGAUGUACCACCUUAAAAUAAUAAAUACUGUUGAUAAAUAUAUACAUUGUAUGCUUUUACAGCUUUAGAAUUGAUAUAAUAAUAUAUUUUAAUACAUUUAGAUUAUUUCUGUCCAAAGAGAACUUUAAAAUUAUGUAGAUUUUGUUGCACAUUGUAUAAUCUAUAUCAUUUUCAUUUAAGUUAGAAAGAUUUAUGUAAAACGGUUUUCUUUCUUGCUAACACAUUGAUGGACGCAAAAUUGUCACAUUAAACCGUGACUAACUAUCAUAUAAAAGUAGUGGCCGCCACUUUAUAAGACCUGCACUUUUGUACAGUUUUAAUGAUUUGAAGCAUCUUAAUCUUUAUCUCCAAACUUUUACUGGACCUUGUCUGCAAUCAUGUUUUCAAGUUACACGUUUGAAUAACUUCUUUUAUUUCAUUCGUUUUUUUAACUUUGUCAUAAAAACAUAAUAAAUUGAACAUUGUAGUAGUAAUAAUAAUAAUGAUAUCUUGAAAUCGGCGUGUAAAAUGCGGAUCUCUUUGAUUAUUGGCAAAUAUCUGAAAAACAAACACAAGGACCUAUUCAUUCUAUUUCACCAAAAUAUAGUCAAUAUGUUUAUUUACGACUGUAAGAAAUUUCAUUAAAAUCUACAUUGUAGAAAAAUUCUAUUCGUGAAAAUGUUUUCCCCAAGACGCCCAUUAUGAAAACUUGUGCGAGGUCCAAACUUUUCAAAUUAGUCUAGCAAAAACCAGCCACAGACCCUAUCAUUUAUAUUUGCCGCAUUAAGUAUACAAAUCAGGGUUUAAUCAAAUUCUACAUUGUACUCGAACGUGCAGAACUACCUUAAGAUAACUUUUUCUAUACUUUGUUAUUUUGUCGCACAUGUAGUGUUAUGUUCACAUUUUGACAUUCAUAACCACAUGUUGUUAUUAAAUGUCAUAUUUUUCUACAAUAAAACAAUAGUGUUAAUUCUUAA